AUGCCCUCGGCGAUUCGUCAGGAAGAUCUCGAUGACUUGGCCGAGGGGGGAUUCAUCCCUCAUGAAUCUGCGCGCCUCCCGGGGAACGAGAUCGAGCCGCAGCCUCUUGAGGUUCCUCCUCAUGUCGUCGAUCUCCCGGAUGAUAAUGACGAGGCACCACUGAGGCUGAGGAGGAAUAGAAAGGCGCCGGCUGGCAAGACUACUCAGACUGCAUCAGUGCCUGAGACAUUGGCUCAUGAGGGUGGCAGGAUCCCUAACACAUUGAAUGUGAUCUCAAAUAUCCCCUUCCUCUUUGUCGGUCUCGCGGGGCUCAUCCUGUGCCACUACAAAAACUACUUCAGGCUAUGCUCACAGGGGGAGCUCUGGAGUUGGACACUCUUCUAUGCUGGUGUCACUGCUGUUGGUGUUGGUUCAUCCUACUACCAUCUCUACCCAAACGAUGCCACCUUAGUUUGGGACAGAUUGCCUAUGACGAUUGCUUUCACGUCUAUCGUGGCCAUUUUCAUCAUUGAAAGGGUUGAUGAUAGGGCAGGAACAAAGUCCCUUGCACCCCUUGUUAUUGCUGGUGCACUGAGCAUCCUGUACUGGAGUUUCUUUGAUGAUCUUCGGCCAUAUGCAAUAAUCCAGUUCGUUCCAUGCAUUGUAAUACCUGUGAUGGCUAUAGUUAUUCCACCAAUGUAUACACACUCAAGCUACUGGUUGUGGGCAGCAGGAUUUUACCUUCUUGCCAAAGUAGAAGAGGCUGCGGACAAACCUAUAUAUAGGUGGACACAUGACAUUGUUAGCGGACAUACUCUUAAGCAUCUAUGUGCUGCGAUGGUACCUGUUUUCUUGACUCUGAUGUUGGCAAAGAGGACAAUUGAACCUGACAGGGUAAGCUUACUCCAGAUGUGGAAGAUCAGUUGGAGAGAACGCGGUUCCAAAGAUAGCAACACUGUAGAUGUCAAAUAUGGUUAUGCUGCAGUUUCAACUACGUCUGAACAACAGUAGAUGCGUGUUUUUCAUAUGUACCCCUGAAAUGUAAAAAUAGCAUCAAUAUGAAUAUCAGGAGCCCCAGUGUGCAUGGUUGUGUAUUAUUGCCUGCUAAUCGAUGUUCGUAUGUGGUUGUUACUGACCAAAUCUUGUACAGGGAGGAAAAAAUGAUAUCAGUGGCCUUAUCAACUCUUUGUGCUAGUUUUUGGGAACAUCCAAUGGCCUAUACCUCCUCCUGCACCUGGAAAGACUGUACCCUAUGUAAAUCGACCUGGAUCUAUUCAGACUCCA
Triticum dicoccoides is the source of this 1263-nucleotide messenger RNA. RefSeq lists its product as uncharacterized. Gene Ontology annotation, biological process: ceramide metabolic process. Gene Ontology annotation, cellular component: membrane. The record is from RefSeq and is a predicted model, not a curated record. Gene Ontology annotation, molecular function: hydrolase activity, acting on carbon-nitrogen (but not peptide) bonds, in linear amides. Bases 1 to 990 code for a protein of 329 amino acids. Lineage: Eukaryota; Viridiplantae; Streptophyta; Magnoliopsida; Poales; Poaceae. The transcript is spliced from 8 exons.